This is a messenger RNA of Phasianus colchicus (ring-necked pheasant), 1766 nucleotides long. RefSeq names its product egl-9 family hypoxia inducible factor 1 (gene EGLN1). Gene Ontology annotation, cellular component: cytoplasm; nucleus. Lineage: Eukaryota; Metazoa; Chordata; Aves; Galliformes; Phasianidae. The record is from RefSeq and is a predicted model, not a curated record. Gene Ontology annotation, biological process: peptidyl-proline hydroxylation to 4-hydroxy-L-proline; cellular response to hypoxia. Gene Ontology annotation, molecular function: L-ascorbic acid binding; ferrous iron binding; peptidyl-proline 4-dioxygenase activity.
AUGGCGAAUGACAACGGCGGCGGCGCCGGACAGGGCGGCGGCGGCGGCGGCAGCGGGAGCAGCGGCGGCGGCGGAGGCGGCGGCGGCAGCGGCAGCAGCGAGCGGGACCGGCAGUACUGCGAGCUGUGCGGGAAGAUGGAGAACCUGCUGCGGUGCGGGCGCUGCCGCAGCUCCUUCUACUGCAGCAAGGAGCACCAGCGGCAGGACUGGAAGAAGCACAAGCUCAUCUGCCGCGGGGGAGGCGCGGCGGCCGCGGCAGGGGGCGCUGCGGAGCCUCGCGGCGCUCAGCCCCCGCCGCCCCGCGCCCACGGCUCCCGCAGCGCACGCGGCGCGCACGGCGCCGGGGCCGCGGGCCGCCCGGAUAAGGCGGCGGCGAAGGGAGCGGCGUCGGGCCCCGAGCCCUCCGGCGAGGCCGCCCCGCCGGACGACGACCGCGUCGCGGCGGCGGCGGCCGGAGGCGGAGAGGCGGCGGCCCCGGCCUCGGCUCCCGCCGCGGAGGCGGUGCUGCUGUACCGGGACAAGUCGAACCUGUACCCGGGCGGCGUGCAGGCGGGGCCCGGAGGGGCCGCGCUGCGCCCCAACGGGCAGACCAAGUCGCUGGUGCCUCAGCGGCUGGCGCUGGAGUACAUCGUGCCCUGCAUGAACAAGCACGGCAUCUGCGUGGUGGACGACUUCCUGGGCAAGGAGCUGGGCGGGCUGGUGGCCCAAGAAGUGCGAGCCCUGCAUCACACCGGCCGCUUCACCGACGGGCAGCUGGUCAGCCAGAAGAGCGACUCCUCCAAGGACAUCCGCGGCGACAAGAUCACCUGGGUGGAGGGCAAGGAGCCCGGCUGCCAGACCAUCCGCCUGCUCAUGAACAGCAUGGACGAUCUCAUCCGCCACUGCAACGGCAAGCUGGGCAACUACCGCAUCAACGGCAGGACGAAAGCCAUGGUGGCUUGUUACCCAGGCAAUGGAACGGGGUAUGUGCGCCAUGUUGAUAACCCAAAUGGAGAUGGAAGAUGUGUUACAUGUAUAUAUUAUCUUAAUAAAGACUGGGAUGCCAAGGUAAGUGGAGGCAUCCUUCGGAUAUUUCCAGAAGGUAAAGCCCAAUUUGCUGACAUUGAACCCAAAUUUGAUAGACUGCUAUUCUUCUGGUCUGAUCGCCGCAACCCUCAUGAAGUACAGCCAGCAUUUGCUACAAGGUACGCAAUAACAGUGUGGUAUUUUGAUGCAGAUGAAAGAGCACGAGCUAAAGUAAAAUAUCUAACAGGUGAAAAAGGUGUGAGGGUUGAACUUAAUAAACCUUCUGACUCGGUUGGGAAAGGCGUUUUAUAAGCCUUUGUUUUAGCCACUCCUCUUGCUAUUCUCCCUGAGAAACCUUGAUGCUAUCUAUUAACUUUUGAAUGUGAAUAACAAGGUAAAGGAAAAUCGACAACAAACCAACAUUUUAAUAAAGAAGCAUACAGUGUUUCCAUGUUGCAUCAAAUAGAAGAUUUUUUUGACUGCUGAAGCAUUGUACUAUGUGAUUGUCACUCCAGGCCUGUGACUGCUUAUGUGAAGAAGAUAAGCAAUCAGUAAGGAACAACAUAUGCAUCUGGACAUAAACAAGUGCCCUACAUAGAAUUUGUUCAUCCUUAUAUUUUGCCAGACCUGUCAUCCAGCUGAAUCAAAUUCAUCACUCCUUUUUUUAUAUGGUAAAAGUUUGAAUUUUGGGUAAUUUUUGUAUGACCAGGUACAGUUUAUCAAAAUUGAGUCUUAAAAAAAAGAAAAACAGAAAAAAAAAA